AUGUGGUCGUUCCAGACUCAAGGCGAUAAGAAAGGCGACAAGGCGGUCGAAGAGGUGAACAAAUGGUUGCAAAUGGUCAAGAGCAUUAUUUACGGGUCUGAAACACAGGAUCCUCACAGCGAGCAGGUUGCACAGCUCGCUCAGGAGACCUAUAACGCUAAUGUCUUACCGAUGCUAAUAAAAAAUUUGGCCAAAUUGGAUUUUGAGAGUAAAAAGGAUGUCGCGCAAAUUUUCAACAAUCUUCUUCGUAGACAGAUUGGAACUCGCUCACCCACUGUAGAAUACCUAGGUGCUCGUCCUGAAAUGCUAGUCCUUCUUGUAAAUGGCUAUCAAAAUGGUGACAUUGCUGUGACAUGUGGCCACAUGCUGCGCGAAUGUAUUCGUCAUGAUCAGUUGGCCAAGAUUUUGCUGCAGCAUGAAUCGUUUUACAAAUUUUUCGCAUAUGUCGAGUUGUCCGCUUUCGACAUCGCUUCAGAUGCCUUUGCGACGUUCAAGGUACGUUAA
Molecule: messenger RNA, 504 nt
Organism: Cooperia oncophora
Lineage: Eukaryota; Metazoa; Nematoda; Chromadorea; Rhabditida; Trichostrongylidae
Source: the annotation of a GenBank genome assembly